This is a messenger RNA of Exophiala viscosa, 1176 nucleotides long. RefSeq names its product U3-containing 90S pre-ribosomal complex subunit-domain containing protein. The record is from RefSeq and is a predicted model, not a curated record. Gene Ontology annotation, cellular component: 90S preribosome; nucleus. NCBI's taxonomy places the organism in Eukaryota, Fungi, Ascomycota, Eurotiomycetes, Chaetothyriales, Herpotrichiellaceae. Bases 184 to 945 code for a protein of 253 amino acids. The transcript has 3 exons.
CGUAAAGCGGCAAAGCCGAGCGCCCCGAAAAUGCGGGGGGACAGACGAGCAUUUACCUCGCAGCCAUGCGGUCGGUUCCUGGCACUAAACGAAACCCUGCAUGCAUCAGAUCCACUGGCGUAAUAACAUUUUCUCUUUUACCCGCGCUGCAGAUGAAAACAUCAGCAAUCGCCACUCUUGACGAUGGAAAGGACGAAGGGACGCGCUCGCAAACGCGGCGCCGCCAAGAGAAGGAUUGAUGAUGCUGACCUUGUCGAUGGUGAACGUCCGGCGAAGCGGGCUGCAUCAGAAAGCGUCGCAACCCAACGCCAGACGAGCGUCGAUGACACAAUUGCCUUGAUGGAUCCGGCAUUAUUGGCCGACCAUUUCGCCAAAUGUAUCAGAAAAGCCCUCCCAAACAGCAGUGCCAUUGAACUCGAAGAGAGCUAUCUACCCACAAAGUCCUUCCACAACACGACCACCUUCGAGCAGCCUCGUACAGGCCCGAAUCUCCCUGCCUUCCUCGAACAUUUCUCCAAGAUUGACAAAGCAAAACUUUCUGCCUCCGAAGAGAAAGGAAGUCCUCACACCAUAAUCGUUACGUCGUCGGGCAUUCGCACCGCAGACCUGACCCGAGAUCUGCGGGGUCUCAACACAGAAAAGUCCAAGGUUGCGAAACUCAUUGCGAAGCACAUGAAGUUGAAAGACAACAUCGAAUACAUGCAAAAGACCAAUGUCGGGAUUGCUGUUGGAACUCCCAUGCGAAUAAAGGAUUUGAUUGAUGCAGAUGCCAUAAGGACAGACCGCAUACAAAUGGUUGUCGUGGACGGAUCAUAUCGAGACGAGAAAAAGCGAACAAUCUUCGAGAUGGACGAUUUGUUUCGACCACUCAUGGUACUCCUCAACCUGGAUCGCCUGCGGCAAAGAUAUGGCGCUGAAGGUCAGGCUGACAUCCUGGUCUUUUGAGAAGUCCUGUGUGAAGAUGACUCGGUAUGCAUACGCAGUUGCAGCAGAGGUGGGCAGGGGAUGAUCGGCCAGUCUCAACGUCAAGGUCGAUGCAUUGCAAGAAGAAAUGCAUUCAAUCUGGGGGCCGGGUGCCGCCACUUGCACGGAUCUCUCUCGUCGUCGCAGGGCUGCGACAAGAGCCUUCAAAAUUAAACGUCUGCUUGUGUCUGACUUCCCCCGCAUGCGUGAGAC